UACCCUGCCCCUGCCGGCGCUUCUUUCCUCUUCAGUUCCAACUUCUCUUCUCAGUUGUCAGUUGUUACCCUGCAACCAUGGCCGUUGUUGCUUCAUCCGCCAGUCGUAUCCUCUCUCUGACGAUUCGUUCACUUCUGCUAGAGUUUUGCUUCCCAUGUUCUCAAUCGAUCGCUUUCCUUGUAUCCAUUGCAAUACUCCAAUUCCUUGUGUGAACUUUAUCUUCCUCCCAAAUGGUUUCUUAAGGGUUUGGAUUUGAGGUUUUAGAUGUGCGUAACUGGUUGCUUUUAUUCUUUAUUUUCUGUAGUAUGAUGCAGAGGCUUAGAAAUGGAAGUUACGAUUGGUGGGAAUGAAAUAGCUUGCUGAUAUUGUCCCAAACUAGAAGGAAUAGGCUGUGCGAGCACGCUCGUGCUAGUUUCAUUUUUUGUUUCAUUUCUGGACGUGUGUUUAAGUUCUGGGAGGUAAGAGCCACUGCUGUUCCCUAUGACCUUUGGGGUGAGCUUCAUUUGUCAACAGGAGUGUCUUUUGCGUCGGAAAUCGAGGCAGAUUUGAACUUUUUUAUUGGAGCUCUUGGUUUGUUUGUUGGUUGUAUUCCUUUACUCAUCUCGUUACAGAAGCUGCAGAUUUACUGGAGAACCUGUCAUUGGAAUCUCAAACAAAGAUUACAGAUAUUUCAAAUCAUGUAAGGAAAGUAUGUAAGCAUCUCUGUUUUGAUAUUUUUUUCACUGUUCCUUUCUUUCUUUCAUUAUUGAUCCGAUGCUAAAUUUGUUUGGUACAGUCUACUGAUGGGUGUGGAGCAAUUGACUUGACUAGUAAUCCAGCCAAGCAAUUGCCUCGCUCAGCAAGCCCUUUUCAUGUUAACCCAAGCCCUUACUAUUUCCACAAUCCUUAUUACUAUGGGGGUAAGCUGAGAACCAAGAUGAAUCACCAUUCCUGGGAAGUAACUGAAACUUACUUGGUUACUCUUGUUAAUUGUUCUUCCUUGUUUAGGGUAUGAUGGACUUGGCAAUGACUGGAAUGACUUUAGUAGAUCUGUAACUCCUGAUGGAGUUGAGAUGCAACAUGUUAGUUCUAUAAAUGCUUUUUUAUCUCAAGUGAUUACCUCCUGUUGGUAGGAUUGCGAAGAAGUGAUAUUGAAUGAAUGUCUUCAGUUUAUGAUGAAUGGUUUACUCAAUGGCAGGGUAUGUUUCAUGACAACGAUGCUGCUAUGUUCUCCCAAGGUUAUGGUUAUCUGCCUUUUGGAUCAUAUAUGCCUCCGCCAGAUAGCCAUCUGCAGGGUACACAGCAAUAUCCUUCUUCAGAUAAUACCCUUCACUCUUACAGCCAUGUUGGUUCCCUUCCAACAAAGAUUCAAGCUAAAGCCACCUGUGACAAAGUACCCUUGGGUGUUGGAACGGCAACUGGGGGGAAUGCUGGAGGUCUGGGUAAAAAUAAUGGAAAACCUUUCAAACCAAGUACCCAAAAUUAUUUUUUAAAAUCAGGUGUUCCUUAUAAAAAUGGAAGUGGCAGAACAACUUAUCCUCCAUCAAGUUAUCAGGAUCUGUGGCCGGGUUAUGGUGGAUUUCAGUCAUUCCCCUGGUUGGAUGCUCCUGUGCUUUCUAAUGGGCCAUCAAAACAUGGAAGUGGUGGCGGUUUCUCUUCAGGGCUGGUAUGUGGAUCCUUUCUGUAUCUGUUUUUCUUAAGGUCUUUUCCUUUUCCUUGUGGACAACGUUUUCUUUAAAGUCAUAACCUUGAUCAGCUAUAAUUUUGUUAAUCCAAUGAUAGUAAUACAUCUGGGAGGCAACUACUGAGAUGAUGUCUCACUUGGUGACCAUUCUGUUUUAUGUUUAGAGUUUUGUUUCCCAAUUUAAUUGUUAAAAGCUAUUGGAAAAUGAAAGAUGACAUAUAAUGCUUCACAUUAGUAUAUUUUGUAUUUAUAUUCAUACAAUAGAGUGAAUUAGUUUCGAUUACCAACAUAGUAUAUUUAUGUUAGUCGUGGGGUAAUUUCAGAAUUCACAAUCAACAAGACCUACUUCUGCCUUUGGCAAAGGUACUGGAUACAUGAUGUACCCACCUAAUGGGAUGUAUGGUCCUUAUGGAUCUGUUGGCUAUAACUCCUGGACAAAUGGGCAUGGUUGAAUGGUUGUCGAUAAUAAGUACAAAUCAAAAUGUCGUGGCUAUGGCAAUGAGAAUAUAGACGGGUUAAGUGAGUUGAACAGGGGACCUAGGGCCAAGAGUUUUAAGAACCACAAGGAGAUAGCUACUGGCACCGAAGCUGCUGUUGAGGGGCAAAACAUUCCAGCAACCGAGACUAAUAUAGAGGAGAAGUUUGAACAGUAUAACAGGGAAGAUUUCAAGGAGGACUAUACAGAAGCCCGAUUCUUUGUCAUGAAAUCAUACAGUGAAGACGACGUACAUAAGAGUAUCAAAUAUGGUGUUUGGACUAGCACACUUAAUGGAAAUAAAAAGCUGGAUGGAGCUUAUCAGGAAGCCCAAGCAAAUCCUGGCGCUGGCCCCAUAUUUUUACUAUUUUCUGUAAACACGAGUGGGCAAUUUGUUGGCUUGGCUGAGAUGAUUGGUCGUGUUGAUUUUGACAAAACUGUGGAGCACUGGCAGCAAGAGAAAUGGAAGGGAUGCUUCCCUGUGAAGUGGCAUAUUGUUAAGGACAUACCAAACAGUUCUUUGAGACACAUUACACUUGAGAACAAUGAAAACAAACCUGUAACUAAUAGUCGGGACACUCAGGAGGUCGUCAGUGAGAAGGGCAUUAAGAUUCUAAAAAAUUUCUAGAGUUAUGUGGUGAAGACAUCUAUCUUGGAUGAUUUUGGGUUUUAUGCAGCUCGUGAGAGGGUAAUGCAAGAGAGAAGGGCUAGGCAGAGGACUCAAAGGCAGGUAAGAAUGUGUCCUGCAAUGUCUACCGUGUCCUUUGAUUGUCCUACAAUCAGCCUGUUAAGCGUCAACGACUUCCCAUUUUUAUGAACAUAGGUCUCUGAAGGUAAACCCGGUGUGAAUGUGAUUCCUGACGGAGCUGCUCUGAAGCAUCCGGAAAAGGAUGGAUCGAAUGGAGUAAUCGGAGUAGCUGGUGUGGAUGUGAAAUCGGUUGUCGACUCGCAUGAGACCAAAGCUACCGCUGCAAAUCUGGUUGCAGGUGGCUGCUAAUUUUGUAGCUAAGGGUUUUAGAGAGUAGGUAUCAAGGGUGACUGAAUUCCUGGACUUUUGAUAGUGAAUUGGCUAAUUGGCUAUUUCUGCAAGCACUGAAAGUGUAACUGAAAAAGUGGUUAGGACAUUGUUUCUAACAAAAUACGAUGGUAACUAGACACCACAUUUUGUCGAGGGAGGGUUGCGACGGAAAUAAAAUACGACAAUGGUA
Linum trigynum is the source of this 3346-nucleotide messenger RNA. Lineage: Eukaryota; Viridiplantae; Streptophyta; Magnoliopsida; Malpighiales; Linaceae. The record is from the annotation of a GenBank genome assembly.